Neoarthrinium moseri is the source of this 1434-nucleotide messenger RNA. RefSeq lists its product as uncharacterized. Gene Ontology annotation, molecular function: metal ion transmembrane transporter activity. The transcript is spliced from 2 exons. NCBI's taxonomy places the organism in Eukaryota, Fungi, Ascomycota, Sordariomycetes, Amphisphaeriales, Apiosporaceae. Gene Ontology annotation, biological process: transmembrane transport; metal ion transport. The record is from RefSeq and is a predicted model, not a curated record. Gene Ontology annotation, cellular component: membrane. Bases 1 to 1434 code for a protein of 477 amino acids.
AUGUCGGCUUCUCCGCCCGUUGGUAGGGAUCCGGAGGUGAUCCAGAUCAAGAGCAGAGAAGGGGUGAUGUAUGGCCGCAUGGAUUUUGACACCUUCGAAAAAUGCCCAUGGUCUAGUUCAGCGCCGCCGCCUGAAUUGCUAUCAGGAGCGACCGUGUUGCUACUGAUUCGUUAUCCUGAAAAGGGCAGCAAACACCCAACCUUCGAAAAUGCACUUCGGGACAGUUGCCUCAACUUUCCACCAGAAGCAUUCACCACCAGAACCUCAGCAGAUCACCUGAUUGACCGAGGCGCUUCUGCUUUGCACGACCAGUUGUUCAUCGCCUCGUGGCCGAUAUUGCAUUCCAUAAAAGAAGAGUCACUCCGAAUUCUGAAAAACGUGUAUAAGAAGUCCAGUGAGUCUAGUCAGAAAGACAAACGGCGGUUCGAAUGGGAUUAUCUUAACAGCAUACUGGACGCCGAUAAAUCCCGUGACACAUAUCAUUUCAUAACUGUUACCAGCUGUACAUUCUACUAUCAUACGUCACGCACAGGAGUAAACAUUGGUAUGGCUUUGGCCCGCAUCACUUUCAUUUGUGUCUUCCUAUUCAACGACGAGUUUCGGGCCCCAUACACUAAGCUCUAUGGCAGUCAAAGUUCAAAUCGUGGAUUAGUUCAAGAGAUUUGGCAAACUCGCUCGCGAAUUCUGGACUUGGUAGAUCGCGACAACAAGGUGUUGGCCAUGACGGGUCUCAUCCAGUUCCUGGGGCAAGUCGCUAUGUCAGACGUGUAUACCGUGAUUUGCCAACUGAAUGUCGCGCUUGAAAGGCUCGUACGACAUGUUUUGAGUAAAAGCCCCAGUGAGGGCGCUGGUCAGACCGCUGAUCUCUCCAUCGAGGGUGACAAUCAAGUGUCUGAUAUUAGCAAUCAGUUGACUGAGUUGAGCACCAACUGUUUUCACCUCGAACACUUUCUGUCUUACACGCAAUCCAAACUUAGGUUAUCGGAUGAUGCAAGCAUGAAAGAAAAUUUGCAUUACGUACGAGAGACGGUAGCAGCGACUAAGCAGCGCAUUGAUGGGUUUACUCAGACGCUCAUGUCUACAAUGAGCAUCAUUGAGAGCCAAAAGGCCAUACAGGAAGCUGAGAAUAUCGGGAAGCUCACUCAACUUGCUUUCUUCUUCAUCCCCGUGACGUUUGUCGCCAGCAUAUUCGGAAUGAACAUUGUCGUAUGUGGCAUCAAGACUGAACGGUACACUGCUGACGAGUUGCAGGAAUUCGAGGACAGACUAACAUCGUGGAUAUGGAUUGCUGCAUCUUUCUCCUGCCUGUGCAUCACCUACGGCCUGUUGUAUCGCGCAAGAAUCCCUUGGGAUGCCUCGCCAGUUUCCGCUCGCUUGAAGAACUUUUGGGACCACUUCUGGGAGCCUAGGAAAGUACGUAACAGCGCAGGCUGA